CGAGGAAAAUGCGGAGGAAAGUUUGAGAAAUAAUAAAACGCGGCAAGUUGUGCGACACUCUACCACGCAUACACGCGCAUACAUAUAUAAUAUUGAACAAUAUUUGUGCUGCUUACUUUUUUGUUGUUGUUUGCUUCGUCAAGUCGGUUGAUACAAGUGCAUAAACAGGAAGUUCUUCGGUCCAAAGCGAAGAAAACACCUCCAAUCCACAGAAGCAGAAGCAACAACUGUAUUUUUGUUGAUAACAGAAACCAGAAGCUAUUUGAAGCUCAACCCAAUCACCACAGAAAAUCGAAGAAAUCAAAAAUGGCCGAGGCUAACAAGAGGAAUAUCCCCAUCAAACUGGGCGACUUCAGCGUCAUCGAUACGGAGUUUAGCAACAUUCGGGAAAGAUUUGACUCCGAAAUGCGCAAAAUGGAGGAGGAGAUGGCCAAGUUCCGUCACGAGCUGAUGAACCGGGAGGCAAACUUUUUUGAGUCCACAAGCUCUACUAAAAAAACUACAACAACAACCAGCUCAACGACAAACUCGGCGCUGCCAUCGCGAAUCCCCAAGCAACAGAACUACGUGUCCGACAUUAGUUCACCCUUGAUACAGGAUGAAGGCGACAACAAAGUGCUAAAGCUUCGCUUCGACGUCAGCCAGUAUGCGCCCGAAGAAAUAGUGGUGAAGACCGUUGACCAGAAGCUAUUGGUGCAUGCCAAACACGAAGAGAAGUCCGACACAAAGAGCGUAUACAGAGAAUAUAACCGUGAAUUUCUGCUGCCAAAAGGCGUGAAUCCCGAGUCCAUCCGCUCGUCCCUCAGCAAGGACGGAGUGCUUACUGUAGAUGCGCCGUUGCCAGCCCUCACCGCUGGCGAGACAUUGAUUCCUAUUGCGCACAAGUAAAAGCCAUCACCCCAUACCACAAUUCGGCGCGAGAGAUGAAGGAUCAGAUUAUCAUCAUGCCGAUAACAUUGGAAUAUCCUAUCAAAAUGAUUAACUUGUUUGGUUCUGACUUAAAGCUAUAAUAUGAUACUGACUUACUACUCAUAAUUAACUUAAAUGUAAUGCAAAUUAUUAUUAAAUUUGAUUAAAUUAAUUCAUAUUUAUAUGUUCGCAAUUAAACGUAAUCAUUUGUGUCG
Molecule: messenger RNA, 1124 nt
Organism: Drosophila obscura
Lineage: Eukaryota; Metazoa; Arthropoda; Insecta; Diptera; Drosophilidae
Product: heat shock protein beta-1
Exons: 5
Coding region: 307-888 (193 amino acids)
Biological process (GO): response to heat; protein refolding
Molecular function (GO): protein folding chaperone
Source: RefSeq, a predicted model, not a curated record